Molecule: messenger RNA, 3041 nt
Organism: Paramecium sonneborni
Lineage: Eukaryota; Ciliophora; Oligohymenophorea; Peniculida; Parameciidae
Source: the annotation of a GenBank genome assembly
AAUGAUAAAUUACCGUCGUCCAUUUAAGCAUCUUAAUUUAAGUAUCGAUAGUUCUAAAUGUCAUAAAAAUCUCAAUAAAUUAUCUUAUACUCUACAACCUUCUUCAAAAGUAACUGAUGAAGAACUUUUGCUCUUUGAAAAUACCUAAUUGCAGUUUUAGAUUCAUUAAAAGGAUGCAGAAUUAAAAAAGUUCAAAAUUAAAUAAAAGUAAUGUUAAGUAAAUUAAAUCUACUAAUAUAUUAGCCUAUUAUAGGUUUAAAUAUUGAUUCUACUUAACAAAAGUAAAAUUUGAAAAAACUAUAACUCUAUAUUAAAUAACUCGAAUUAGAAUUAUUGUAAAAAGGCAAAAUAAUAGAAGAUAUGAAAAAGUAGGUAAGUCUGACCAAAUUCCAAGAACUUUCAGUAACUAUAAUAUUUAUUAUAGAUUGAAGCUCUCACAUUCUAAACUGAAUGUUCAAGACUCUAAAAAAAGUUAUCAAAAAUAACUGCACUACUUAAUUAAUAGAACAAUGGAGUCAACUUAUUUGAACUUUAUGAAAAUUUACAAAUGUAAAAUUAAAAUCUUUAGAAUGCUCAUAAAAUAUAAUUAUCUGUUAUAGAUUAAUUAUAGAAUUAAUAAUAAAACUAUUAAUAAUAAAUUGAGUAAUUAGAACUACAAAAUAAACAUUUGUAAAUGGACCAUAAAAAAGUAUUGCAACUUUUAAAUUAAAAAAUAACCCCUAAGCAACAUAAAUUAUUUAACAAAACCUAAUUUUUACAAGAAAAUGAAGAAGUAGCCAAAUUAUAAUUGAAAAUUACUUAACUAUAAAAUCAAUUGAUUAAAUAUUAGGAUAAAAAAGAGAAAUACAUACAAGAGUUACUAUCAAUUAUAAUGGAUAAAGAAGAUUAAAUUUAAGCCUACGAAGCAUAAAAAACAAUAAUUAAAGAAGUCUCUAAACCUGAUUAAUAGAUAUUGGAUAAAAAAUAUUAAUAGUGUGUUUAAAACAUUAAAUCUUAAUAUUCUGUUUUAGAAGAUGUAUCUUGGGAUUUUCCUCCUUAACUUAAUAUAAUAAAAUAAGUUAGUACAAGGAAAAAAUAAAAUCCAUAAGAAUCAUAAAAAUCUUAAUUUUUAGAAUUUUUUAAUUAAAAUGAAGAAAUAUAAAGCUCAAAAAAUUUAGAUUAAUAUGAUAUGGUUCAAAAUGAAUAUAAAACUUAGAGAUUACCAAAAGUUAACUAUUUUGAAGUUGAAUUUAUUGGAAAGAAACUUAAAUGCUAAUUACAAAUAAAAAUGAUACCGCUAAGCUAUAUUGACUAGAUAUUUGAUUAGGAUGAUGAGGGAUCCUAAGAAAUGACUGUUGAAGAGUUAAUUAUUAUACUAAGUGCAGAGCCUUUUAUGAUAGGUGAAGAAAAAGAUAGAAUUCUUGUAGCUAGAUAUCUAAUAGAAGACAAUAAUUAAGAUUACUUUUAUUAUAAUUUAUUGAAUACAAAUUCUGUAUCUAUUAUUAAAAGUGUUUUUAAGUAACUCUUAGGGAAAUAUUAACUAUUUUCAAAAUCGGAAAAAUAAAAUCUUGAGUANGAAUUAUUGUAAAAAGGCAAAAUAAUAGAAGAUAUGAAAAAGUAGGUAAGUCUGACCAAAUUCCAAGAACUUUCAGUAACUAUAAUAUUUAUUAUAGAUUGAAGCUCUCACAUUCUAAACUGAAUGUUCAAGACUCUAAAAAAAGUUAUCAAAAAUAACUGCACUACUUAAUUAAUAGAACAAUGGAGUCAACUUAUUUGAACUUUAUGAAAAUUUACAAAUGUAAAAUUAAAAUCUUUAGAAUGCUCAUAAAAUAUAAUUAUCUGUUAUAGAUUAAUUAUAGAAUUAAUAAUAAAACUAUUAAUAAUAAAUUGAGUAAUUAGAACUACAAAAUAAACAUUUGUAAAUGGACCAUAAAAAAGUAUUGCAACUUUUAAAUUAAAAAAUAACCCCUAAGCAACAUAAAUUAUUUAACAAAACCUAAUUUUUACAAGAAAAUGAAGAAGUAGCCAAAUUAUAAUUGAAAAUUACUUAACUAUAAAAUCAAUUGAUUAAAUAUUAGGAUAAAAAAGAGAAAUACAUACAAGAGUUACUAUCAAUUAUAAUGGAUAAAGAAGAUUAAAUUUAAGCCUACGAAGCAUAAAAAACAAUAAUUAAAGAAGUCUCUAAACCUGAUUAAUAGAUAUUGGAUAAAAAAUAUUAAUAGUGUGUUUAAAACAUUAAAUCUUAAUAUUCUGUUUUAGAAGAUGUAUCUUGGGAUUUUCCUCCUUAACUUAAUAUAAUAAAAUAAGUUAGUACAAGGAAAAAAUAAAAUCCAUAAGAAUCAUAAAAAUCUUAAUUUUUAGAAUUUUUUAAUUAAAAUGAAGAAAUAUAAAGCUCAAAAAAUUUAGAUUAAUAUGAUAUGGUUCAAAAUGAAUAUAAAACUUAGAGAUUACCAAAAGUUAACUAUUUUGAAGUUGAAUUUAUUGGAAAGAAACUUAAAUGCUAAUUACAAAUAAAAAUGAUACCGCUAAGCUAUAUUGACUAGAUAUUUGAUUAGGAUGAUGAGGGAUCCUAAGAAAUGACUGUUGAAGAGUUAAUUAUUAUACUAAGUGCAGAGCCUUUUAUGAUAGGUGAAGAAAAAGAUAGAAUUCUUGUAGCUAGAUAUCUAAUAGAAGACAAUAAUUAAGAUUACUUUUAUUAUAAUUUAUUGAAUACAAAUUCUGUAUCUAUUAUUAAAAGUGUUUUUAAGUAACUCUUAGGGAAAUAUUAACUAUUUUCAAAAUCGGAAAAAUAAAAUCUUGAGUAGCAACUUUAAAGUAUAUUUUUGAAAAUUCAAUAUAAAUUUUGUGAUUUUCUUUAAUAGCAAAAACGAAAAAACAAUAAUUAAAAAGUGAAUGAGUGUAGUGUAAUCGAUUUUGAAACAGCUCUGAAAUCAUGUGAAAUUACCUUGCUUCCAAGACAAAUCGAAUAUAUUUAUUUUAUAAAUUUUUCUUUAUGUUCAUAAUUAGAAACUAUACGUGACUCUGAGUUGCUAGAUUAUUUUUGUAAUAUUUAAUCAUAAUGA